This is a messenger RNA of Cajanus cajan (pigeon pea), 1781 nucleotides long. RefSeq names its product protein DETOXIFICATION 12. Gene Ontology annotation, molecular function: xenobiotic transmembrane transporter activity; antiporter activity. The record is from RefSeq and is a predicted model, not a curated record. NCBI's taxonomy places the organism in Eukaryota, Viridiplantae, Streptophyta, Magnoliopsida, Fabales, Fabaceae. Gene Ontology annotation, cellular component: membrane. Gene Ontology annotation, biological process: xenobiotic detoxification by transmembrane export across the plasma membrane.
UAUAUAAUUGAGAUUUAAGAGGGAGGGAGAAAAAUCUUUCACACCGACUCCAAUCUCCGUCCAUCGCAGUGUGUGUCUGUGGAUUUGUUUGGGAAGAAAAGAAUGGAAGAGAGUCUAUUAGAAUCACGUAAACAAAGUGAGAAGAAGCAGAGAGUGACAUGGGGUGGUUUUGGCCAAGAGAUGAAGAGGAUCAUUCACAUAGCACUGCCUAUGAUGCUUGUCACUGCUUCACAGUAUUUGUUGCAGGUUGUCACAAUCAUGAUGGUUGGUCACCUCAACGAUGACCUCUAUCUCUCCGCCGCCGCCUUAGCCAUCUCUCUCGCCACCGUCACCGGUUUCAGUCUUCUUAUGGGAAUGGCUAGUGGACUGGAAACUAUUUGUGGACAAGCAUAUGGAGCUCAGCAAUAUAAAAAAAUUGGAGUGCAAACAUAUACCGCUAUAUUCUCUCUCAUAUGCGUUUGUGUUCCCCUGACUUUGCUUUGGAUCAGCAUGGAAAAGAUACUAGUUUUCAUAGGCCAGAAUCCUCUAAUUGCACAUGAAGCCGGAAAAUUCAUAAUUUGGCUUCUUCCAGCACUUUUUGCAAAUGCAGUUCUGGGACCGGUAGUUCGAUACUUUCAAAUGCAAAGUUUGCUUCUUCCCAUGCUCAUAAGUUCUUGUGUCACUCUUUGUAUCCACAUACCCCUUUGUUGGGCUCUGGUGUUUAAGACUGGACUGAACAAUGUUGGUGGAGCAUUAGCAAUGAGCAUUUCAAUAUGGUUAAAUGUGAUUUUUCUUGUAUUAUACAUGAGAUACUCUCCUGCAUGUGCAAAAACCCGUACCCCAAUUUCCAUGGAGCUAUUCCAAGGAAUUUGGGAGUUCUUUCGCUUUGCUGUCCCUUCUGCAGUAAUGAUGUGCCUCGAGUGGUGGUCAUUUGAGCUACUUAUCUUGCUGUCUGGGCUGUUACCAAAUCCACAACUUGAAACUUCAGUUCUUUCUAUUUGUCUCAACACCAUUUCAACUCUCUAUGCAAUACCUUUUGGAAUUGCUGCUGCAGCAAGCACAAGAAUUUCAAAUGAACUAGGAGGUGGGAAUCCACAUGCUGCUCGUGUUGCUGUGUUGGCUGCAAUGUCUUUUGCUGUUAUGGAUACAGCUAUAGUCAGUGGAACCGUCUUUGCUUGUCGCCAUGUUUUUGGUUAUGUUUUCAGUAAUGAAAAGCAAGUUGUAGAUUAUGUCACUGUCAUGGCUCCUUUGGUUUGCAUAUCUGUUAUAUUGGACAGCAUACAAGGUGUCCUGGCAGGAAUUGCUAGAGGUUGUGGAUGGCAACACAUAGGGGUUUAUGUCAAUCUUGGGGCCUUCUAUCUCUGUGGGAUUCCAGCUUCUGCCUCACUGGCAUUUUUGGCAAAACUUGGAGGAAAAGGACUUUGGAUUGGAAUACAAGUCGGUGCUUUUGUUCAAUGUGUUCUAUUUUCUACCAUAACAAUUUGCAUCAAUUGGGAACAGCAGGCAAUCAAGGCAAGAAAGCGGUUAUUUGAUGGUGAAAUUUCAGCAGAAAGUAGAUUGGUAUGAGAAGCCCAUGAUCAAAUCAAAAGGCCAAUUUUCUAGUGAUGGGAACAACUCCACGUGUGAGAAGUAGGAGCACAUUAUCUUUAUUGGCAUUGGCAGUUUGAAAGUAAUGCUGAAUGAGAUUAUGGAUCUUGAUAAAAGGCUAACGAUGUCGUAUUUAAUGUUCUUUUUAAUAUCGAAAUCACAAAUUUUGAUCAUAGAGAUUUAUUAAAUAAACUAUAUUCGCGUUGUGCGGUUUA